Molecule: messenger RNA, 4740 nt
Organism: Arctia plantaginis
Lineage: Eukaryota; Metazoa; Arthropoda; Insecta; Lepidoptera; Erebidae
Source: the annotation of a GenBank genome assembly
AUGGGAGUACCGAAGUUCUUCAGGUAUACCAGCGAAAGGUACCCCUGCCUCAAUGAGCUGGUGAAGCAGUACCAGAUACCAGAUUUUGACAACAUGUAUUUGGAUAUGAAUGGUAUUAUACAUAAUUGUUCACAUCCUGAUGACUCCAACCCUCACUUCCGAAUUACAGAGGAAAAAAUAUUCCAGGAUAUAUUUCACUACCUCACUAUAUUGUUCCAAAUUAUAAAGCCUAAAAAAUUAUUUUUUAUGGCUAUUGAUGGUGUGGCUCCAAGAGCUAAGAUGAAUCAGCAAAGGGGUAGGAGGUUUAGAUCUGCAAGAGAAGCAGAAAAGUUAGAAGAGGAGGCCAGGGAAAAAGGGGAGAUCCUGCCGACGGAGAAACGUUUCGACAGUAACUGCAUAACGCCUGGCACAGUGUUCAUGGCGCGUCUGCAUGAACAGUUGAAAUACUUCAUCAAGCAAAAAAUGUCUACUGACCCAUUAUGGUGUAAAGUCAAAGUUAUACUAUCCGGGCACGAAACGCCCGGAGAAGGUGAGCACAAAAUAAUGGAUUAUAUUCGCUGGUCGCGGUCACAACCCGACUAUGAUCCAAACACGCGCCACUGUCUGUACGGACUUGAUGCUGACCUCAUCAUGUUGGGCAUGUGUACUCAUGAGCCACACUUUGCUUUAUUGAGAGAAGAGGUAAAAUUCGGUAGAACAACACAACGUGCAACCUGCCCAGAAGAAACUAAUUUCUACCUCCUACACUUAAAUUUGUUAAGAGAAUAUUUAGAACAAGAGUUUAUAUCUAUUAAGGAUAAUCUACCUUUCGAGUAUGAUAUUGAGAAGGUAGUUGAUGACUGGGUGCUAAUGGGCUUUUUAGUGGGCAAUGAUUUUAUACCAAACUUGCCCAACAUGCAUAUUAAUAAUGAUGCCCUACCACUAUUAUAUAAGACUUAUAUGACUGUACUUCCUACUUUAGAUGGAUAUAUAAACGAGGCAGGUGACUUAAACCUGGCGAGGUUCGAGGUAUUCAUGCAAGAGUUAGCUAAAAUUGACAAAGAGAAGUUCCAGGAUACUUAUGCGGAUCUCAAGUACUUCGAAGGCAAAACUGGCAGGCGACCUACGGCCAAUGAGAGGAGAGAGUAUAAACCUAAUAAUGACGAUACAUUCAAUGUGAAUGUAGAGGAUAUCAAGGCCAACAAGAUGGAUGACGAGCUUCAAGCGCUUAUCAACGCCACUGAUGAAAUGUUCUUAGCUGACGCGGAUCCAGAAGAUGGAUAUGAAGAGACUAGUGAUGAGGAACAAAACAUGGAAAUGGAGUUUAUUCUACAUAAAAAAGAUUACUACAUGAACAAAUUAGAUUACACUAAAGUAACAGAUGAAGUCCUAGCGGACCAAGCAGAGGGCUACGUGAGGGCUAUACAGUGGAACCUGUUCUAUUAUUACAAAGGUUGCCCAUCCUGGUGCUGGUACUACCCGCAUCAUUACGCGCCCUACAUAUCUGAUAUCAAGGGUUUUAAGGAUUUGAAGAUUGAAUUCGAGCUUGGAGAACCUUUUAAGCCUUUUGAACAGCUACUAGCAGUAUUACCUGCAGCAAGCAAGCAGUUGCUGCCGAUGCCAUUCCACACUUUGAUGACUGACGAGGACUCGCCCAUAGUUCAUUAUUAUCCAGUGAACUUUGAGACAGAUCUCAACGGCAAAUUAAACGAAUGGGAAGCCGUCGUAUUAAUACCUUUUAUUGAUGAGGUAAAUCUCCUAUCAGCAAUGGAGCCUUGUUAUCAAAGAUUAACAGAAGAAGAGAUGAAACGAAACUCACAUGGUCCAAUGCUGGUCUACGAUUGGACGCCUGAAAAUCUAGGGCAGAUCUACGCACCAGAAUACUUCCCUGUGAUAUCUGAGUGCCACGCUACUGAGAAGUUGGUGUGGCGAAAUGAACUAGAGGUACCCGAGUCGGAGCUGAAACGAGGAAUGUUGCCGAACACCAAACGGGACAUGUUGUUCCCUGGCUUCCCUACCAUGAGACAUCUGAAGUACCGGACAAGUCUAAAGAAAGGAAAGGUGAAAGUGUUUGACAUGCAGUCACGCAACGAUAACAUGAUUGUGGAAAUAAUAAGAGAAGAAGAGCCAAAUAAAACUCUUAGAGAUAUAGCAAAAGAUUUUCUCGGGAAAGUCAUUUGGGUUGGUUGGCCACACCUGACUAGAGCCAAAGUGAUAGCCGUGUCAAAUGAAGUGAUACGCUUGCAUUACUCAGAGAAUAAUGAGAACAAUUACACCAAAGAGCCUAAUCACGGCAACUUGCGCGAUCAGUGGCUCAGUGAGAAAUCUACCAUCAUUGAACACAAUAUGCAUCGUCUUGGAAUAGAAUUAGGUGAAGUGAAUACCAUAAUUCACGCAGUGAAUUUAAAAGGCUUCAAAUACGUAGUCCAGAACAACGUAAGGAUGGUCCAAGAGCCGGAGUGGUGCAGCGUGCCGUGCGGGUACGCGGCGCACGCCGUGGUGCGCGACGUGCGCGCCCACGUGCUGCAGGAGGGCGGGCGCUACUCCACGCCGCAGGAGGCCUACCCGCCCGGCGACCGCGUCUUCCUGCUCACCCAUGGGCAACACUAUGGGGCGAUGGCUACCGUAGUCAAUUCAGAUUCCAUAAAAUCAGGCCGGAUAAAAGUGUGUAUCACUGAGAGAGGCGAGCCCGUAGUUUGCCCCAGGAACUUAGCCAGUAACUACAGAAAUCCUAACCAUGCUGCGGCCUCUUGCGGUAUAUCCGUACAGAUGCUGAACCGAAUCACGGGUUCGAUUCUACUUAUCACAGGCGAAAGACACGAUCGACCCACGGAAACUCUAAAUAAAAUUAACAUAGGACUUAAUUUGAAAUUUAAUAAAAAGAAUCAAGAAGUAGCAGGGUACACACGUAAAUGCCAAAUUACCAACUCUUGGUUAUAUUCGGAGCGGUGUAUAGAACUAGUGAGAUCUUACGCGCAAAAAUUCCCUGAUCUGUUCGACAAUUUGGCCCAGUCACUCGGCAGGGAUGUGUUCUUCGAAAGCGAUUUGUUCCCUCGUGAAAUUGGUAAAAAGAAGGGACAGGAGAUAAGUGCGUGGGUGAAGUCGCAAGAUCACAUGAGGGCGCUUCGUCGUGACUUCGGCUCGGAGUGCCUGGAGCCCGAGGAGAUGAAAGAACUCGCCGCCGAGCUCGACAAACAGCUUGCGGACCUCGCCGCUAAGGCGUUCAAGCUUACUCUGCAAGUCAAGUGGACAUUGUUAUAUAAGCCCGAACUCCACACAGGCAACUUGCAGCCAGACCCAAAAGCAGACUACAGGCUGUACGACCGAGUGGUGUGCGUGAGCAGCACCAUGACUGUGCCGCUGGGCGCGACGGGCACGGUGACGGCCAUCUACCCGCCCGCCGCCGCCAACACCGUCCGUCUGUCCGACAAGCUCAACAACGACCCCACCUACCAAGUCAUGUUCGACAACACGUUCCCUGGAGCCAUGACUGAGGAUUUGUUCGAGGAACCCAGGUUUUAUAGGAUGUCCAGUUCCACCCUCCUGAACCUGUCGAUGGGGCGGCGGCUACGCGGGGGAGGCGCCAGCUCGACUGGUGUCAGCGCCAGCGCCUCCAACUCCAACACGCGCCUGCGCCCCGACGACGGCCACAACUCAGCCUUCGCUAACUACAGUCCUCCAGGAGAGAAGUUGUUUACGCAGAAGAUUACUACCGAGAAUCGUAGCAAUGCUAAUAGAACAGCUACCAGCAGUGCCAAUAGAACAGCUACCAGCAGUGCCAAUAGAACGGCUACUGGCAAUGCUAAUAGAACAGCUACUGGCAAUGCUAAUGGCACAGCUACCAACAACGCUAAUGGCACAACUAUCAGCACACCUAUCAGCAUAUCUACUAAAGAGUCUCAAGACAAUGCAACUCACCUUCUUAGAAGCCUGUUGAAGAUUAGCGAAAAUGAAGGACAAUCUAAGAACACAAGGACAACAAAGCCUGCAACUCCUGAACAGAACAGCAAUUGGCGAGUAAAAUCUGAACCUCCCGUAGCUUCGCCUCAAUCUCAAAGAGGAUCUUCGCAACCGACAAAUUGGCGCAAAGAGAGCGCAGUAGCUGCUGCAAUGCCGCCUGUGAACCUGAGCCGUCCGCCUCCCGGCUACAACCCAGAGUGGACAAAUACCAGUUACAAGAAUCUACCGCCUGUUCCCCCAUACCCACCGCCAUUCGGGCAACCCUACCAAGGUCCAGGUCUAAAUCAGAUUCCAUUCCCACAGUUCGCUAACCCGCACUUCCACAAUCGCAAUACUCAAUCCUCUAACCAGUCCUACGGCAAUAGCCCUCGGCAACCGGACCGCAGUACCUUCUUUAACCGUCCGCCGCCACCAUUAAUGGACCACAAUUUCCCCAAACAAUCGCCAAGCGUCGUUGGCAAUAUCACAUUAGGACCGAGUUGGAACCAACCCAAUAACCUAGCGAGAUUAUAUGCUGGAAGGCCGCUGCAAAGUAUGAGUGGGUUAAAUCAAAGACCCAGUACCACCGACAGAGUUUUCAAUCCGUUCGUGCCACUACAAGUACAGACAAGCCAACGACGCCCGCAGCCCGGUGGAUCGUCAAUGAAAGACACGAACCCAACUCAAGCACCCCAGUCCACCCUACAGAAUCCUCAACCUGUUCUUCAACCUGUAGUACAACCGCCCCAGGAACCCUCAUCGCGGCCGCUUAGAAAGAAAAAAUCUAGAAUAGCAGCUAACUUACCAUUUCAGGAGGAAUAA